Messenger RNA from Sphenostylis stenocarpa, 297 nucleotides. The record is from the annotation of a GenBank genome assembly. Lineage: Eukaryota; Viridiplantae; Streptophyta; Magnoliopsida; Fabales; Fabaceae.
AUGGCGCUGACGUGUGUGUUUUUUAAUGUUAUUUCUCUAACUGGUAGCUGCCAUGUGCGUGAGGGAUGGAGGUUCUCACUUUUGAUUCGGCGUACGAAAAUCGUUGCCAAACAGAGAGGAUCAGUGUGUCCGAGAGAGAAAGAGAGAGAGAGGGGGAGAAGAAGAUACAGCAGAAAGAGAAGCUCCUCCGAUCUACAAUCUAUAGCUAUUGCGCUUUCUGUUUCGGAGACAUUUCUUACUCUCUCGUUCUCUCUCACUGUGAUUCCACCUUUUCGCCACAAUGAUUUCUGCAACUAA